UGGGCUGGCCCGGCGGCCGCUGACCCGCCCGGCGCGCGCAGGAGCUGACUCCAGAGGCGCAGGACUGACACCCCUGGCUGCACCUGCUUUGGCAACAGAGUACCUGACUCAGGUCAGGGUCCCCGAGAAAGACAGACAUGUCUGACAAGAUGUCAAGUUUCCUACACAUCGGAGACAUUUGUUCUCUGUACGCGGAGGGGUCCACAAAUGGAUUUAUUAGCACGUUGGGCCUGGUUGACGACCGUUGCGUUGUGCAGCCUGAAGCUGGGGACCUCAACAACCCACCCAAGAAAUUCAGAGAUUGCCUCUUUAAGCUGUGUCCCAUGAACCGCUACUCUGCACAGAAGCAGUUCUGGAAGGCGGCGAAGCCCGGGGCCAACAGCACCACCGAUGCAGUGCUGCUCAACAAGUUGCAUCACGCCGCAGACUUGGAAAAGAAGCAGAACGAGACGGAGAACCGGAAGCUGCUGGGGACCGUGAUCCAGUACGGCAACGUCAUCCAGCUGCUGCAUCUGAAGAGUAACAAGUACCUGACCGUGAACAAGAGGCUCCCGGCCCUGCUGGAGAAGAACGCCAUGCGGGUGACGCUGGACGAGGCCGGCAACGAGGGCUCCUGGUUCUACAUCCAGCCUUUCUACAAGCUGCGCUCCAUUGGUGACAGUGUGGUCAUCGGUGACAAGGUGGUUCUGAACCCCGUCAAUGCGGGCCAGCCCUUGCACGCCAGCAGCCACCAGCUGGUGGACAACCCAGGCUGCAACGAGGUCAACUCCGUCAAUUGCAACACGAGCUGGAAAAUAGUCCUGUUCAUGAAGUGGAGCGACAACAAGGACGACAUCCUGAAGGGGGGCGACGUGGUGAGGCUAUUCCACGCAGAGCAGGAGAAGUUCCUCACCUGUGACGAGCACCGGAAGAAGCAGCACGUCUUCCUGAGGACCACCGGCCGCCAGUCGGCCACCUCGGCCACCAGCUCCAAGGCCCUGUGGGAGGUGGAGGUGGUUCAGCACGACCCGUGCCGGGGCGGAGCCGGGUACUGGAACAGCCUCUUCCGCUUCAAGCACCUGGCCACGGGCCAUUACCUGGCGGCCGAGGUAGACCCUGACUUUGAGGAAGAGUGCCUGGAGUUUCAGCCCCCCGUGGACCCCGACCAGGACGCCUCGAGGAGCCGGCUGCGCAACGCCCAGGAGAAGAUGGUGUACUCCCUGGUCUCUGUGCCCGAGGGCAACGACAUCUCCUCCAUCUUCGAGCUCGAUCCCACCACUCUGCGGGGAGGCGACAGCCUGGUCCCCAGGAACUCCUAUGUCCGGCUCAGACACCUGUGUACGAACACCUGGGUUCACAGCACCAACACCCCCAUCGACAAGGAAGAGGAAAAGCCGGUGAUGCUCAAGAUCGGCACCUCCCCGGUGAAGGAGGACAAGGAGGCCUUUGCCAUCGUCCCGGUUUCUCCGGCCGAGGUCCGGGACCUGGACUUCGCCAAUGAUGCCAGCAAGGUGCUGGGCUCCAUCGCGGGCAAGCUGGAGAAGGGCACCAUCACCCAGAAUGAGAGGAGGUCUGUCACGAAGCUGCUGGAGGACCUGGUGUACUUCGUCACGGGUGGCGCCAACUCAGGCCAGGACGUGCUGGAGGUGGUCUUCUCCAAGCCCAACCGCGAGCGGCAGAAGUUGAUGCGGGAGCAGAACAUCCUCAAGCAGAUCUUCAAGCUGCUGCAGGCCCCAUUCACGGACUGCGGGGACGGCCCCAUGCUGCGGCUGGAGGAGCUGGGGGACCAGCGGCACGCCCCCUUCCGGCACAUCUGCCGCCUGUGCUACCGCGUGCUGCGGCACUCCCAGCAGGACUACCGCAAGAACCAGGAGUACAUCGCCAAGCAGUUCGGCUUCAUGCAGAAGCAGAUCGGCUACGACGUGCUGGCCGAGGACACUAUCACCGCCCUGCUGCACAACAACCGGAAGCUGCUGGAAAAGCACAUCACCGCGGCUGAGAUCGACACCUUUGUCAGCCUGGUGCGCAAGAACAGGGAGCCCAGAUUCUUGGACUACCUGUCUGACCUCUGCGUGUCCAUGAACAAGUCGAUCCCGGUGACGCAGGAGCUCAUCUGCAAGGCCGUGCUGAAUCCAGCCAACGCUGACAUCCUGAUUGAGACCAAGCUGGUUCUCUCUCGUUUUGAGUUUGAAGGGGUCUCUUCCGGGGAGAACGCUCUGGAGGCAGGCGAGGACGAGGAGGAGGUGUGGCUGUUCUGGAGAGACAGCAACAAGGAGAUCCGCAGCAAGAGCGUGAGGGAGCUGGCGCAGGACGCCAAGGAGGGCCAGAAGGAGGACCGAGACGUGCUCAGCUAUUACAGGUACCAGCUGAACCUCUUCGCCCGGAUGUGCCUGGACCGCCAGUACCUGGCCAUCAACGAGAUCUCGGGGCAGCUGGACGUGGACCUCAUCCUGCGCUGCAUGUCGGACGAGAACCUGCCCUACGACCUGCGCGCCUCCUUCUGCCGCCUCAUGCUGCACAUGCACGUGGACCGCGACCCGCAGGAGCAGGUCACGCCCGUGAAAUACGCCCGCCUCUGGUCCGAGAUCCCCUCCGAGAUCGCCAUCGACGACUAUGACAGCAGCGGGACGUCCAAGGACGACAUCAAGGAGCGCUUCGCGCAGACCAUGGAGUUCGUGGAGGAGUACCUGCGCGACGUGGUGUGCCAGCGCUUCCCGUUCUCCGACAAGGAGAAGAACAAGCUGACCUUCGAGGUGGUCAAUUUGGCUAGGAACCUCAUCUACUUUGGUUUCUACAACUUCUCGGACCUCCUGCGAUUAACCAAGAUCCUCUUGGCGAUCCUGGAUUGCGUGCACGUGACCACGAUCUUCCCCAUCAGCAAGAUGGCGAAAGGGGAGGAGAACAAAGGCAGUAACGUGAUGCGGUCCAUCCACGGCGUCGGGGAGCUCAUGACGCAGGUGGUGCUGCGGGGUGGUGGCUUCCUGCCCGUGACACCCAUGGCUGCUGCCCCCGAGGGCACCACGAAGCAGGCGGAGCCGGAGAAGGAGGACAUCAUGGUUAUGGACACCAAGCUGAAGAUCAUCGAGAUCCUCCAGUUUAUUCUGAAUGUGAGGUUGGAUUAUAGGAUCUCCUGCCUCCUGUGUAUAUUUAAGCGGGAAUUUGAUGAAAGCAAUUCCCAGACUUCGGAAACAUCCUCCGGGAACAGCAGCCAGGAGGGCCCAAGCAACGUGCCAGGUGCUCUUGACUUUGAACACAUCGAAGAGCAGGCGGAAGGCAUCUUCGGAGGAAGGAAAGAGAACACCCCGCUGGACCUGGAUGACCAUGGCGGCCGGACCUUCCUGCGCGUCCUACUGCACCUGACGAUGCACGACUACCCCCCCCUGGUGUCGGGGGCCCUCCAGCUCCUCUUCCGCCACUUUAGCCAGAGGCAGGAGGUGCUGCAGGCCUUCAAGCAGGUCCAGCUGCUUGUUACCAGCCAGGACGUGGACAACUACAAACAGAUCAAGCAGGACUUGGACCAGCUGCGGUCCAUCGUGGAGAAGUCAGAGCUGUGGGUGUACAAGGGGCAGGGCCCAGACGAGGCCAUGGAUGGCGUGUCCGGUGAAAAUGAACAUAAGAAAGCAGAGGAGGGGAACAGCAAGCCGCAGAAGCACGAGAGUGCCAGCAGCUACAACUACCGGGUGGUGAAGGAGAUCCUGAUCCGGCUCAGCAAGCUCUGCGUGCAGGAGGGCGCCUCCGUGCGCAAGAGCCGGAAGCAGCAGCAGCGCCUGCUGAGGAACAUGGGGGCCCACGCGGUGGUGCUGGAGCUGCUGCAGAUUCCCUACGAGAAGGCCGAGGACACCAAGAUGCAGGAGAUCAUGCGGCUGGCGCACGAGUUCCUGCAGAAUUUCUGCGCCGGCAACCAGCAGAAUCAAGCCUUGCUGCACAAGCAUAUAAACCUGUUUCUCAACCCUGGGAUCCUGGAGGCCGUGACCAUGCAGCACAUCUUCAUGAACAGCUUCCAGCUAUGCAGCGAGAUCAACGAGCGCGUGGUCCAGCACUUCGUCCACUGCAUCGAGACGCACGGCCGCAGCGUCCAGUACAUCAAGUUCCUGCAGACCAUCGUCAAGGCCGAAGGGAAGUUCAUCAAGAAGUGCCAAGACAUGGUCAUGGCCGAGCUGGUGAACUCGGGAGAGGACGUGCUGGUCUUCUACAACGACCGGGCCUCGUUCCAGACCCUGAUUCAGAUGAUGCGCUCGGAGCGGGACCGCAUGGAUGAAAACAGCCCGCUCAUGUACCACAUCCACCUGGUGGAAUUGCUGGCUGUGUGCACCGAGGGCAAGAAUGUCUACACGGAGAUCAAGUGCAACUCCCUGCUGCCCCUGGACGACAUCGUCCGCGUGGUCACCCACGAGGAUUGCAUCCCCGAGGUCAAAAUCGCCUACAUCAACUUCCUGAAUCAUUGUUACGUGGACACCGAGGUGGAGAUGAAGGAGAUCUACACCAGCAAUCACAUGUGGAAGCUGUUCGAGAACUUCCUGGUGGACAUCUGCCGGGCCUGCAACAACACAAGCGACAGGAAGCACGCAGACUCCAUCCUGGAGAAGUACGUCACCGAGAUCGUCAUGAGCAUCGUCACCACCUUCUUCAGCUCCCCCUUCUCGGACCAGAGCACCACCCUGCAGACGCGCCAGCCCGUGUUCGUGCAGCUGCUGCAGGGCGUGUUCAGGGUCUACCACUGCAACUGGCUGGCACCCAGCCAGAAGGCCUCCGUGGAGAGCUGCAUCCGGGUGCUCUCCGACGUAGCCAAGAGCCGGGCCAUCGCCAUCCCCGUGGACCUGGACAGCCAGGUCAACAACCUCUUCCUGAAGUCCCACAACAUCGUGCAGAAGACAGCUAUGAACUGGCGGCUGACGGCCCGGAACGCGGCCCGCAGGGACUCUGUGCUGGCGGCCUCCAGGGACUACCGGAACAUCAUCGAGCGGCUGCAGGACAUCGUGUCGGCCCUGGAGGACCGUCUGCGGCCACUGGUGCAGGCCGAGCUGUCCGUGCUGGUGGACGUGCUCCACCGGCCUGAGCUGCUCUUCCCUGAGAACACGGACGCCCGGAGGAAGUGCGAGAGCGGGGGCUUCAUUUGCAAGUUAAUCAAGCACACCAAACAGCUGCUGGAGGAGAACGAGGAGAAGCUCUGCAUCAAGGUCCUCCAGACCCUCCGGGAGAUGAUGACCAAGGACAGAGGCUACGGAGAAAAGGGUGAGGCGCUCAGGCAGAUUUUGGUCAACCGUUACUAUGGAAACAUCAGACCUUCGGGAAGAAGAGAGAGCCUGACCAGCUUUGGCAAUGGCCCGCUGUCGCCUGGAGGACCCAGCAAGCCUGGGGGUGGAGGGGGCGGUGCCGGGCCGGGCUCCGUAAGCAGGGGUGAGAUGAGCCUGGCCGAGGUCCAGUGCCACCUGGACAAGGAGGGCGCCUCCAACCUGGUCAUCGACCUCAUCAUGAACGCGUCCAGUGACCGUGUGUUCCACGAAAGCAUCCUCCUGGCCAUCGCCCUUCUGGAAGGCGGCAACACCACCAUUCAGCAUUCCUUCUUCUGCCGCUUGACAGAAGACAAGAAGUCGGAGAAGUUCUUCAAGGUCUUCUACGACCGGAUGAAGGUGGCCCAGCAGGAAAUCAAGGCGACGGUGACGGUGAACACCAGCGACCUGGGGAAUAAAAAGAAAGAUGACGAGGCGGACAGGGACGCCCCAUCGCGGAAGAAAGCCAAGGAGCCCGCCACACAGAUCACGGAGGAGGCUCGGGACCAGCUCCUGGAGGCCUCCGCUGCCACCCGCAAGGCCUUCGCCACCUUCCGGAGGGAGGCCGACCCAGAUGACCACUACCAGGCCGCCGAGGGCGCCCAGGCCGCGGCCGACAAGCCCAAGGACGAGCUGGAGAUGAGCGCGGUCAUCACCAUCAUGCAGCCCAUCCUGCGCUUCCUGCAGCUGCUCUGCGAGAACCACAACCGGGACCUGCAGAACUUCCUGCGCUGCCAGAACAACAAGACCAACUAUAACCUGGUGUGCGAGACGCUGCAGUUCCUGGACUGCAUCUGCGGGAGCACCACGGGCGGCCUGGGGCUGCUGGGCCUGUACAUCAAUGAGAAAAACGUGGCGCUCAUCAACCAGACGCUGGAGAGCCUGACCGAGUACUGCCAGGGGCCCUGCCACGAGAACCAGAACUGCAUCGCCACCCACGAGUCCAACGGCAUCGACAUCAUCACGGCCCUGAUCCUCAACGACAUCAACCCCCUGGGGAAGAAGAGGAUGGACCUUGUGCUGGAGCUGAAGAACAACGCCUCCAAGCUGCUGCUGGCCAUCAUGGAGAGCCGGCACGACAGCGAGAACGCCGAGCGGAUCCUGUACAACAUGCGGCCCAAGGAGCUGGUGGAAGUGAUCAAGAAGGCCUACCUGCAGGGGGAGGUGGAGUUCGAGGACGGUGAGAAUGGAGAGGACGGCGCUGCCUCCCCCAGGAACGUGGGCCACAACAUCUACAUCCUGGCCCACCAGCUGGCGCGGCACAACAAGGAGCUACAGACCAUGCUGAAGCCCGGGGGCCAGGUGGACGGCGACGAGGCCCUGGAGUUCUACGCCAAGCACACGGCCCAGAUCGAGAUUGUCAGGCUGGACCGGACCAUGGAGCAGAUCGUCUUCCCUGUGCCCAGCAUCUGCGAGUUCCUCACGCAGGAGUCCAAGCUGCGCGUCUACUACACAACAGAGCGGGACGAGCAGGGCAGCAAGAUCAAUGACUUCUUCCUGCGCUCCGAGGACCUCUUCAACGAGAUGAACUGGCAGAAGAAGCUGCGGGCCCAACCUGUGCUGUACUGGUGCGCCCGCAACAUGUCCUUCUGGAGCAGCAUCUCCUUCAACCUGGCCGUGCUGAUGAACCUGCUCGUGGCUUUCUUCUACCCCUUCAAGGGCGUUCGAGGAGGCACGCUGGAGCCGCACUGGUCGGGGCUGCUGUGGACGGCCAUGCUCAUCUCCCUGGCCAUCGUCAUCGCCCUCCCCAAGCCGCACGGCAUCCGGGCCCUGAUCGCGUGCACCAUUCUCCGGCUGAUCUUCUCGGUGGGGCUGCAGCCCACGCUCUUCCUCCUGGGGGCUUUCAAUGUCUGCAACAAGAUCAUCUUCCUGGUGAGCUUCGUGGGCAACUGCGGCACGUUCACACGGGGCUACCGCGCCAUGGUGCUGGACGUGGAGUUCCUGUACCACCUGCUCUACCUGCUCAUCUGCGCCAUGGGGCUCUUCGUGCACGAGUUCUUCUACAGCCUGCUGCUGUUUGACCUGGUGUACAGAGAGGAGACGCUGCUCAAUGUCAUCAAGAGCGUCACGCGAAACGGGCGCUCCAUCAUCCUGACGGCGGUGCUGGCGCUGAUCCUGGUUUACCUGUUCUCCAUCGUGGGCUAUCUCUUCUUCAAGCACGACUUCAUCUUGGAAGUCGACAGGUUGCCCAACGAAACGGCUCUUCCAGAAGCCGGCGAGAGCUUGGCAGGCGAGUUUCUGUACUCGGACGUGUGUCGGGUGGAGACGGGGGAGAACUGCUCCUCUGCGGCCCCCCAAGAAGAGCCGGCAGCGGUGGAGGAGCCAGAGGAGGGCAAGGAGCACACAUGCGAGACGCUGCUGAUGUGCAUCGUCACGGUGCUGAGCCACGGGCUGAGGAGCGGGGGCGGCGUGGGCGACGUGCUCCGGAAGCCGUCCAAGGAGGAGCCGCUCUUUGCCGCCAGAGUGAUCUAUGACCUCCUGUUCUUCUUCAUGGUCAUCAUCAUCGUCCUCAACCUGAUUUUUGGGGUCAUCAUCGACACCUUUGCCGACCUGAGGAGUGAGAAGCAGAAGAAAGAGGAGAUCCUGAAGACCACGUGCUUCAUCUGCGGCCUGGAGAGAGACAAGUUCGACAACAAGACGGUGACCUUCGAGGAGCACAUCAAGGAGGAGCACAACAUGUGGCACUACCUGUGCUUCAUCGUCUUGGUCAAGGUGAAGGACUCCACGGAGUACACCGGGCCCGAGAGCUACGUGGCCGAGAUGAUUGCGGAAAGAAACCUUGACUGGUUCCCCCGGAUGAGAGCCAUGUCCUUGGUCAGCAGCGACUCGGAAGGAGAGCAGAACGAGCUGAGGCACCUGCAGGAGAAGCUGGAGUCCACGAUGAAGCUGGUCACCAACCUCUCUGGCCAGCUGUCAGAGUUAAAGGAUCAGAUGACAGAACAAAGGAAGCAGAAACAGAGAAUCGGUCUUCUAGGACAUCCUCCUCAUAUGAAUGUCAACCCGCAGCAACCAGCAUAAGCAAGUGAAAUAAAGAGCCGGAUUUACCUUUUUUAAUUAUUAUUAGUGUGGGUGUGGCUACUCGGUUCUGCAUCGCCCACGGAGGUUACAUGGAGGCUUAUUAGUACAUUUGUAAAUACUCGGUUUUAUACUGUAUGUAUAUGAUUGCUACUCUCAAGGCGUGGAGAUAUGCAUUGUAAUUACAACUGUUGGCACAAAGACUUGUCAUGUGUGCCAAAAAUAGUAAAAAUGCCUUUUUUGGAAGGACUGAAAGAAAGCACCUGAUUUGCACUUGAACCAGAGAAUAGACUCAAAAGUAUAUGACAUGUAUUUUGUAUUUAAAACUAGAAUAGCCAGUAUUUAUGUUUUUUAUGAAACUGUGCAAUACAGAUGAUGCAGUCACAGUCAGUUUGUAACUCCCUGUUCUGGGGGGAGCGCACAUCUUUGAAGCUGGUGUGUUACGACUAUGUAAUAAAUGGUUAAAUAUCCAAUGAUGCUGCUGCCAAAAUCCUAUUACUAGUGAGUUCAGGCCCCUGGGCAUUCUGCGCCUGUGACUAUCCUGUGGUGAUCCUGCUCCUCGUUGCUAGUGGCGUUAGUGCCUCUGUCUCGUCGCGGCAGUGCCCCCGGUCAGCAUUCAUUUUAAGAAAAGCAACUUUAGUUUCGAAGAUCCUUUAAAGCUUAUGAAUUGAACAUUUAAACUAUUUCUUUAAAUAGGAGCUAGAUUAGAGGCUCAAACUUUAGCUUGUGAAGAAGUGGAUGACUUUUUUAAAGGGAACUUUUUAUGCAAUGUCUGUGAUAAAUGCAUACUGCUGGCUAAUCAGUAUCAUCUCCUGGGUGAAUUGUGGUGUCACUUUAUAAAGAAAUGAAUAAUCGACGGUUUCUAGGUUAUCUUAGUCCAAACAGUAGAGCUGAUUUUUUUUCUUCAUCUGAACCGACAUGCUACAGUAGGUCAGGAGCAUUAAAACUAUCAUAUACAUCCAGACGAAGGCCAAUACGACCUCUCCCACUCGACCCGCGGUUGAACACUGACAUGUUAUUCUUGUGAAAGAGCCACGUUUUGAUUUUAUUCCUUUGUCACGUGAUUUCUUGAUGAAUGAAAGUAUGAAAGGAAAAUUUUGUAUCUGUUGCCUAGUUUUUACCUGGAUCUCAUUUUACAGGAGAAUCUCUGCAAAAAGUUUAAAAAUGUAUCCGGAAGCAGAGUUCUGAAAUGAGCAAAGUUUGUAAAUGCAUAUACAAAAAUAUUUAAUAAAUGAUGCAGAAUAAUA
Messenger RNA from Talpa occidentalis (Iberian mole), 9511 nucleotides. RefSeq names its product inositol 1,4,5-trisphosphate receptor type 1 (gene ITPR1). The transcript has 59 exons. Lineage: Eukaryota; Metazoa; Chordata; Mammalia; Eulipotyphla; Talpidae. Gene Ontology annotation, cellular component: membrane; endoplasmic reticulum. The coding region runs from base 138 to 8267 and encodes 2709 amino acids. Gene Ontology annotation, biological process: calcium ion transmembrane transport. The record is from RefSeq and is a predicted model, not a curated record. Gene Ontology annotation, molecular function: inositol 1,4,5-trisphosphate-gated calcium channel activity; inositol 1,4,5 trisphosphate binding.